CCCUCCGCGCAGCGCCUGGCGCCGCGGCCGCAGCGCUCCCAUCGCGCGGGCUGUGCCAUGGCGCCGCCACCCCCCGCCGGGCCCCGCUCGCCUCGGCCCGGCCCCGCUGGCUCCGGCGGAACCACGGCACUGGCGCCAUGAGCUCACGGCAGCCGGACGCUCCCGCGCUGGAGCCGGGCGGCGGGGCCCGCCCGGGCAAGAUGUCGCUGCCGCUCGGGGUGCCCCGGCGGGCGUUCAGCUACGACGACGCUCUGGAGGACACGGCGCCCAUGACGCCGCCGCCCGCCGACCUCUGCGCCAGCGUCCUCUGGAAGGAGCCGGUGAUCCCCGGGCGCAGGUACCAGGAGCUGCUGAAGAUGGAGGAAGGAGAUGCUGACCUGAAUGCACCCGUAAUAACUCCUUCAUCAUCCACUGAAAGUGUGAACAAGGUACCAGUGGUGAAGGCCAAGGCCACUCAUAUCAUCAUGAACUCUCUCAUUACAAAGCAGACUCAGGAGAGCAUCCAGCGCUUUGAGCAGCAGGCAGGCCUGAGGGAUGCUGGCUACACCCCCCACAAAGGCCUCACUACUGAGGAGACCAAGUAUCACCGGGUGGCUGAGGCAGUCCAUAAGCUAAAAAUGCAGAGUGGAGAGAUGUCAAAAGAUGACAAACAGACUUCUUCUGCUCAGUCCACUCCAAGCAGCACUCCCCACUCCUCUCCAAAGCAUAAAACCAGGGGUUGGUUUGGUCAGGGAUCUUCUGCUUCUAUCACUGGCCCAGACUUUGCCAUGGAAGCUGGUGGGGACAAGUUAUCUGAAAGAUGGAGCUUUUUUGGACCCAAAGCCAUCCAGAAAUCCACUACUGAUCCAGGAGGAUUUACCAUCCAAUCCUAUAAGGGUGCCCAGAAGCCCUCCCCAAUGGAGCUGAUGCGUGCUCAGGCUACUAGGAUGCCAGAGAAUCCAGUCACCUUCAAGCCACCCAAAAUGGACAUUCCAGUCACAGAAGGGAGGAAGCAAUCUCCACGUUCCCAUAACAUCAAACCUCGGGAUCUGAAUGUGCUCACUCCUUCUGGGUUCUAGGGAGAAAGCUUCUGGUGUCUUUAGUGGGCUACAGGGUGUCUUAGGCUCUGCUUCCUGGUCCCGUUGUGCUGCAGUGAAAUACGCAAGUCUCCCAGCUCUUCAUCUCAGAAAAGGAGACAGUUGUAACUGUUCUCCUAAAACCAGUCUUGGAAAAACUUGUGCACCAGUACUGAACCAGUGCAAACCAUUCUGUCUGCUGUACUGCACCAGUUUGGUCUGUUGGGCUGCACUAGAUGCACUUCCUGGUACACUACACCACACUAAAACCUUGGGCCAUGUUUUGUGGGACCAUGCAUGUGGUGUGCAAGCAGGCUGGCUUCUCUACCUGUAGUCUUGAUUGUCUUGUCCUGCUCAGUGCUGAAGUAUCCUCAGGAGGACCAUGGUUCUGUCUGGCAUAUGUAGAACACCAACAGAAAAUGAAGAAAACAAGCAAAACAAGAAAACUGGACCAUUAACUGCCAGAAGAAAGUUGCUCUGGGAAUGUGGUGGGUCAGUUUUAAAUGUGGUACCCCCUCAGUGUCCAGUGUGACCUGACAGUUGAACACCUGGUCCUACUUUGUUCUUGGGAUUUUUUUUUUAAGGAGAAGUGGAGCAGUGACUGUUCUAAGAUGCUCUUAUUAGAAAGGCAGGUGCAGAAUCUAAUGGGGCAUUGCAGUAAUGAGGAAGAAUUGAUUCUCUUUCAACUCCUUGUGUUCCUCCAUAAAGGUGGAAAUGACCAGAGCUGGUGUGGCUUGAACCAAGUAAUCCUCUCUUUCUGCAAAGCAACACUGUCUUGCCUACUAGCCAACAGACUUGGUUGUUCUGGCACUGUGGCUGCUGCUUGAUUUGUUGUUUUUUUUCUAGCAUCUGGUAUGAAUCAUGUAGAAGUGUACUAGACACCAGGGGCACUUCUAAAAUAGUGUUUUUGUUUGUUUUAUCAUUAAAUGCAUUUUGUGGGACUGGGGAAGGACUGAGGGCAGAUCAAGGCUAAACAUUCCUCCCUGUGAUACAGCGAUGUAGUUUUUGGCCUAGUCAGAACCAGAUACUAGGAACAGCUAACACCUGCUUUCCUGAGAAGUGGAAGGAGCUUCUGAGCUACCAUCUAAUCCCAUUAAGCAUUAUAUAGACAGUGUUGCUCUAGUCUUUUCCUGUCAUGUGGCAAACUGGUCUCCUCUUGAUCUCCUGGCUGUUGCAGAGCUCUCUCAGCCAGCAGCAGGUGCUCUGGGGUGAGGUGGCAGCAGCAGCCUUGCUUCUGCUACUGGAAGCUUCUCUGUUGCCAGGACAUUUUGCAGAAGUUAAUGAACAGCUGGUAACCAUUGAGCUUUGGGGCUUCUGUCUUAGACCAAGCAUUCCUCCUGGAAGGUGAGGCGGGGGUUGCUCACUAGGGUAGCUGCUGUCCCCUCCAAAGCAGGUUUUGUGGCUCUGCUUCUCAAGCUUUGACAGCACUGCCAAUGAUGUGUUGUGUUGAAAAUCUCCCACCCAACCAAGCAGUUUUUCACUAUCGCCACUCAUUUGCACCUUAGCAAUCAGAAUCUCAUGUGACAUUAAUUUAUUUGUUGUCUGUAUUCAUGUCUCUAAUGUGUGAUUUUUUUUUUGUUUUGUUACAAGAAAAUAAAAUACCUGUGAAUGGA
This is a messenger RNA of Apus apus (common swift), 2668 nucleotides long. RefSeq names its product KIAA1191 ortholog. The record is from RefSeq and is a predicted model, not a curated record. The transcript has 7 exons. Lineage: Eukaryota; Metazoa; Chordata; Aves; Apodiformes; Apodidae. Gene Ontology annotation, cellular component: cytoplasm. Bases 138 to 1058 code for a protein of 306 amino acids.